Messenger RNA from Cornus florida, 1796 nucleotides. RefSeq names its product berberine bridge enzyme-like 21. The record is from RefSeq and is a predicted model, not a curated record. NCBI's taxonomy places the organism in Eukaryota, Viridiplantae, Streptophyta, Magnoliopsida, Cornales, Cornaceae. Gene Ontology annotation, molecular function: oxidoreductase activity; FAD binding. Bases 1 to 1680 code for a protein of 559 amino acids. The transcript has 2 exons.
AUGAAAGAACAGGCUGUCAGUUUUUGUCAGAAGGGUAGUAAAAAAGUUGAGCCAUUUGGAAACAAUGAAGAACAAAACUUCAAUGUCUCCUCUGCCCAAAUUUUUUUUUUCCCUCUUCUAUUUCUCUUUUCCCUCCAACCUUUUCCUGGUGCAUCACAAGCUUCAAUCCAUGAAACUUUCCUUCAAUGCCUCAACAAAAACUUGAACCCCUCAGACCAAAACUCAUCCAUUCUCUACGCCCCCACCAACCCUUUAUUCCCAACCGUCCUCCAAUCCCACAUCAGAAACAAGCGCUUCAACAACUCCACCACCCCCAAACCAACCCUCAUUGUCACCCCUGUUCGCGAAACCCAAGUCGGUGCCGCCGUGCUUUGCGCCAAAACCAUCAAAAUUCAACUCAAAAUCCGAAGCGGUGGCCACGACUACGACGGCACAUCCUAUGUCUCCGACGUCCCCUUCGUCAUCCUUGACAUGUUCAAUCUCCGGUCAAUUGACGUCGACAUUGAACACGAGACCGCGUGGGUACAAGCCGGUGCCACCAUGGGCGAACUCUACUACAGAAUCCAGGAAAAGAGCAAAAUUCAUGGUUUUCCAGCCAGCGUUUGCACCACUGUCGGUGUUGGCGGGCAUAUUAGCGGAGGUGGUUACGGUACUAUGCUCCGGAAAUACGGGUUAUCGGUCGAUAAUGUGGUCGAUGCACGUAUAGUGGAUGUUAAUGGCCGAAUUUUAGACCGUAAGGCCAUGGGUGAGGACCUUUUUUGGGCUAUCAGAGGUGGUGGUGGUGCUAGUUUUGGUGUCAUAUUGGCCUACCAAGUUAAACUAGUUAAAGUUCCCGAAACAGUCACUGUUUUUCGAGUGGAAAAGAAUUUGGAAGAAAAAGCUACCGACCUUGUUCACCGUUGGCAAUUGGUGGCCGAUAAGACCGAUAACGAUCUCUUCAUUAGGCUUCUUCUUCAGCCACAGAUUGCCAAGAAAAAUGGUCCCAAGACCGUAAAGGUAUCAUUUAUAUCAUUGUUUCUUGGAAAUGCCGAUAGACUGAUGUCGGUCAUGAACAAAGAUUUUCCGGAGUUAGGUCUGAAGAAAGAUGACUGCAAGGAAAUGAGUUGGAUUCAAUCGGUCAUUUACUGGGCGGAUUUUGAUAAUGGGACUUCGGUUGACGCUUUGCUCAACAGAGUUCCCAAGGGGGUGAAUUUUUUUAAGAGGAAAUCGGAUUAUGUUCAGACACCGAUUCCCAAAGAUGGGUUGGAGUCAAUUUGGAAGAAACUGAUGGAACUUGAGAAAAUAGGACUUGUUUUCAAUCCAUACGGCGGAAGGAUGAGUGAAAUUCCAGAGUCGGAGACUCCUUUCCCACAUCGAGCUGGAAAUAUAUUUAAAAUUCAGUACUCGGUUAACUGGAAUGAAGAGGGUAUUGAGGCGGACAAGAAAUAUAUGGACAUGAUUAGAAAGAUGCACGGUCACAUGACACCUUUUGUGUCCAAGUCUCCUAGAGAAGCAUUUCUCAACUACAGAGACCUUGACAUUGGUGUCACUCGCAAUGGUAAGGAUAGUUACGGAGAAGCUAAGGUCUAUGGGGUUCAGUAUUUUAAGAACAAUUUCGACAGGUUGGUGAAAGUGAAGACUAUGGUUGAUCCGGAGAACUUCUUCAGAAAUGAACAAAGCAUCCCACCUGUUUCUCCUUGAAGGAAAUGAGUAUAAGUGCAUAUCAUCUAUGAUUGCUUGGUUAUAUUUAUGAUAAUUUGUUACUUAAUUUAUAUGGUACAAGAAAAUGGUGGUUUGGUUACAGAGUGAAACAUCUU